AUCUGUGGCAUCAUCGUGCAUUGUCUGUAGGGAAAUAUUCGGGGUUUGGCUGUUAUCGACCCAACAGUCUGUAGUCAACGGCUGCCACAGGACAACUGACUUCCUGCGAUCGGCACUGGGCGACGCAAUCGACUGGGAGACUCGCUACCGCGUGUACAAAAGUAUACAAUAGAUCCUCUCUGUUCUCCAGAUGAAUUUCCCUAGCGGAUACUCUCCAGAGCCUUUUGCACCUGGUGACAUUGUCGGCAUACUGAGAAACGAUAACCUCUCCAGACCGUUUCUCUCGAUUCUCCUGCUGCUAUUCUUCUAUCUGCUCACCGAUACUCGCUGGCUUCUCUCUCGGGUUCCCCAAAUAUCUCAACCACGGGCCAGGCGGCGCUGGAAUUGGCUGGCUCCCUUUCCCGCCGCCUCGGACCAGAAUUCACCUUUGCUCUCUCCGUAUGUCUGCCUGUCGACUGUCUACCGACAGCAUCCACAGUAUCUGCCGACUCUAUCGUCCGAGAAAUCCUUUCUCUAACCUCUCCGAAGACAGGAAGGAAAUCAUAGAGGAGGAAUUGAACCGGUCUCUCCCUUCCACCCCCCUUUGGCCGCAUUCUGCCCCGCACCCACCGACGUCGUUUCUCCCUCUCCCUGCCUGGUUUCCGAUCGAACA
Penicilliopsis zonata CBS 506.65 is the source of this 652-nucleotide messenger RNA. RefSeq lists its product as hypothetical. The record is from RefSeq and is a predicted model, not a curated record. Lineage: Eukaryota; Fungi; Ascomycota; Eurotiomycetes; Eurotiales; Aspergillaceae. The transcript is spliced from 2 exons. Bases 191 to 517 code for a protein of 108 amino acids.